Molecule: messenger RNA, 684 nt
Organism: Gossypium arboreum
Lineage: Eukaryota; Viridiplantae; Streptophyta; Magnoliopsida; Malvales; Malvaceae
Exons: 3
Coding region: 112-627 (171 amino acids)
Source: RefSeq, a predicted model, not a curated record
AUUAAUAGCCAUGUAAGCAUGUUUUUCGUAUUUUUCGAUGUUGGUUUUCGUGAAAAGUAAUUUGAUUGAUUGAUUGAUGUAAAGUUUCGAUUCUAGAAUUUGUGUUUCCGAAUGCAUCAUGAAACUGGAAAUAUGGUGAAAGAAAAGAAGCUGUUGAAAGAUGUGAAUGCCGGUCAGAAAGGAUUAAACGAUUCGGGUCCGUCAGUGGUCGAAGAAAUAUCCGAUCGGAUAUGGAGAUUGAGGUGGGACAUUAGAAGGAAUUAUUUCAUCCCAAGACCUGCAAUAAGGGUUGAUGAAGAACAAGUUCUUAAAGAGAUUAAUGAGCUCAAAUGGGCUAGAGAUAAAGCCUUUGCUAAUGCUCCUAUAAAGGGGAAGAUCUGGAAUUCAUUGCCUUCAAAAAAUGUCAUCAAACAACAAAUUAAGGCAAUGGAAGAGGCUUUGAAUGAAGAAGAUAGGAAGGAGCAUAUGCAGAUUAGAGGUGAAAUAGAAGUGGUGAAGAGAGAAAUAAAUGGUGUAAAGAAGAGUAUAGCUUCUUUGAAGAGGCAAUUGUUGGAUGUUCGUAGGAAAAAAGGGGAAGCUUACAAAAUUAUUUUGAAGUUAAUUAAGACUCAAAAUCAACCUAUUUGAUAGUUCCUUGUUGUAUAUCUCAAUAUAUUAUGAUGCAUUGGUAUAUAAAUUCUUCAA